AUGGUAAGGAAUGUCUUCAGUUUCUUUGUUCUUAUCCAACCUUUUCUUCUCCCAUCAAAAUCGUCUAGAAGCCCUAAAACCACCCCACCCCACCCCACCCCACCCCACCCCACCCCACGAUCGAUUUUGCUCCUUCUACUACGGUGCCUUCAAUGGCUGCCAUGGAUUUGGUGGCACAGGUGUGUUUUCCCUGCUUCCAUUCUGACCUCCACCGCCUCCUCUCACUUCAGCUGUGGUGCUUUGAAGUUCCGGUGGGUGAUUAAGUAUACGCUUCUCACUUCUUCUUCUAGCUACCACUCCCCAAUGGCUCCGGUGAUGGCACACCCUUUCUCCAUCAAGUGUGUAAAGUUACGGACAACACGAUGA
This is a messenger RNA of Lactuca virosa, 366 nucleotides long. The record is from the annotation of a GenBank genome assembly. Lineage: Eukaryota; Viridiplantae; Streptophyta; Magnoliopsida; Asterales; Asteraceae.